CAACAUUGACAAUUAGAAAAUAUGAUCGUGCGCAUAAUUUAUGUGGUAGCCAUUAUUAAUUUAUGCAGCUGUCAAUUUAUAAAAGUAAAGAGACUCCGCGAUGGCGAUGAGUUUAAUUCCAGCUCGACAAAGUGUACCUCUUACGGAGGAGUAUUUAACGCUGACGUAUGCAAGUGCAAGAACGUAAACAAACAUGGCACCUUAUUAACCAACCAAAAUGGAAGAAUUAGAUGUGCGUACAAUGAAGCUGGAGAAACAGGUUGCAACAUUCGUUUCCUGGAAGGACAAGUUAUUAAUUUUAUCGACACAAUUGCUCGAAGUCCUAUUGGCAGCUUAAGCAGAGAUGCAUUGCAGCCCUUGUCACGUGUUCAUUGUUCAAAAGUUGGACUGAUUGACGUAGAACGGUGGGAAGGAAAUUGGAGAAAAUUUUCAGAUCAUAAAAUGAAAAUUAUUUACAAUGAUCCAUAUCAACUUGAUUGGUCUGCGUCUCCUGUUCCAACAUGGAGUCAAGAUUUCCAUGGUUACUUGUUCAAAAUAAAUAUGCAAUGUGAUGUAAUCAAUGGAAGUAAAUUAUUGGAUUGUGUUAUGGUCAAGUUCUUUGGCAGUCAAACUUAUGAUAUUGGGAAUAUUUCAAAAACAACAACAACAACAACAACAGCAAAAACAACAAGAAUAUCAACAACAACUAGGCCAACAUCAAGAACAACUAAAUCAUCAAAUACUCUACCGUCAUCUACAAAAGCAACGACGACGUUGCCGCCGUCGUUUACGUCACAAACCUUACCGUCAACAGAAAUGACGAAAACAAGACAAACGAUGUUAGCGCCAACUACAAGUUCGAAUGAGUCUAACAACGCGGCAUUGUUCAUUGGUAUUGCUUGUGGCGCAAGUCUGCUCACGGCUAUCAUUGUGUUGUUGUAUUGCACAUGUUGCAAAAAAAGAUGCAACAAGAAGGCAGAGAUCGACACUGAAAACAACAGUAACAACAACAUCGUCUUUCUUGAUAACGAACAUGAACUAAUGGAACAUAAAGUGCUGGAACAUAAGGCGUCUGCUCCUAAUGAGUACAUGUGUCCACAGUCUGAAUCCACUACUAAUGUUUACCUCACCCCGAAUAUAGAAUUAGAAAAAUCUUAUGCGGAACCAAACUUUGCUGUUGGUCGAAGCAAAUUUUAUGGGCAAGAACCUGUUUCACCAUAUUACGUUACGAAUAUUUUACCGAAAAACAGAAGUCGCUUUCAAAAGUUUGCAGACAGUUUUAAAUCGUCGUUACAGAAAAAUUCAAGCUUAACUCACAACACGCUCUCACAGAAGCAUUCAUAUAUCGAUCUGGAUGCUCCAAAUUCUUCCACAUAUACUCAGUCAACAAAAGAAAGCGAGGUCACCCCAGAUCACAAGAUUGUGGAUAAAUCUACGGUUUCUGAUCGAAUUAGUGAGACUAAAGACACUAUUUCGCGGGAACUUGACAAGCCAGAAGCGAGCCUUGAUCAGAAAUUACCUUUAAAUCAUUCAGAGCAGUCUUUUGAUGACAACGAUGAUGAAGUGGAAUAUGAUUUGCCAAACAGUGAAGAAAUUAAACAGGAACUCACUGACAACUUUUUUCUCGAUAUCGAAGACACUGGCGAUGGUGACUCUGAUUGGAGUGAACAUGACAUCACAGAGGCGAAAAAGAAUAGUGGACAGGAAGAAGAAAAAGAAGAAAAGAGAAAUAAGAACGAAACUAUUGAGGAAGGACUAAGUAAAGAAGAUAAGAAAUCAAAUCAAGUUGAGGAAAAAGGUGAAGAAGUACAAGACAAACAGCAGAAACCGAUGCCAAUGCCAAGACCUUUGUAUAGACCAGUGACAAAAUCAGUACCUAAACCAUCCCCAAGACGCAAGUCUACACAAGAAACUCAAAAGGUAACCAAUCAGGAUGAUGAUUCCCAACCAUCUUCUGCCAUCCAGGAAGAGACUAAUACUAACUUUCUAAAUACAUCAGAAGAACAAUAUCAAACGCUUGGAACUCGUUCCUUGCAGCGGUAUCAAUCUUUAAAUAAAUUCGUAAAAUAAACAUCGACCGCUUUGACUUGCUUAAUCUUUUAUACUUUUUUAUUAUUACUUCUAAAAUACUAUUCUAAAAGGGCUGCAACCAGGUAGCUUUCAUUUUUUUUUAAUUGGUCAACUGUUUAUGUUAAAAAAUUGCUGAAUGUGGUACCACCUUUUAUACUCAUUUUCUGUAUUGCUUCAAAAGUAAUAUUAUAAAGUGUGGCAAUAUAGAAAACCAGUUUACAUACAAAACUUACGUACAAGAAAUCUAAUCUACUUUGAACUUAAUUAUAUGAGGUGAGUUGGCUCGCUGUUGGCCCUGUUUGCGGGACAAGUUGUUUGAAAAGAUUGCAUAUUAUAUGGGAAAAUUCAACCCGGGAUAAGACCUACGCUGCCGGAUUGAACAAAAAUGCGCGUAAUUUUUUAAAAAUGGCGGAUGGAAGAUGUAAACAAACAAGCGCAAGUAAAUCAAAAUUCUAAAUCAAAGUUCUAUAGUCUAAUUAAAUUUCUAGUCUGCUGCUUCGCUCGCCAUUAUUGUUUUUAUUUCGUUUUGGAUCGCAAUGCGCAUGCUCUUCUUUUUCAACCCGGCGUCAGGUUCGGCAAAGUGAUAUUAUAUGAACCAAGUCAACCCACUAACCUAAUCCGGGUUGAAGAAAACGAGGCAGGUUGACUCACCUCAUAUAAUGUCAAAUAUUUUUUAGUACUGAUCUGCCAUUAUGCCGAGCUGUUUAAUUUUGUGGCGAGCCAACACCUAGCCAACUCGCCUCAUACAAUGAGGCUCGUACACGAUCUUUUUUAUAAGCAACUGAACUCGAUUUAAGCAACUCUUUAAACUUUAAAAAUCAAAACACUUAAAAGAAAGAACUAAAACUCGCAGAAAAAUAAAACUUCAAUGAUUUCUUCCUUAAACGAACUAGGUGAGGAUAGAAAUAUUUUUGAUGUUUUUUUUAAUUAAUCCGUUGUUUCUUGGCUUCAAAAGAGUUCUUCUCGUAUUUUCCUGAAUAAAAUUACACAACCAUAAAGCAACUUUAGAUCUAGACAUUAGCCGAAAAACAAGCAACUUGAACUGUUACUAAAAUUUUAAGUUGUUUAUAAAAAAAAAUGUGUAUAAUGACCAGCAGCGAAAACACGUGUUCUCAGAAAGAUGAUGACGUUAUACCAAAAUUGCUGAGAUCAGCAAAAUUUUAUCUCCAUCAAUCAAUUUCCUUUACGCUAAAUUAUAUUCCUGCCGAGUUGUACCAACAUAGCUAAAGCCAUUUAAAAUUUAUUUAAGUUGGUUAAAGCCAUUCCCAAAGAUAUUUGAUACCAAAAAUGCCCAUUGUAAAUAGGUUUCAAAUAUAAUUUUAAUUUUACGUUGUAAAUAUGUAAGUAGGUUUUUUUAGUCACUGAAUUAUUUUUAUAUAACGCUGUAAAACUUUGUUCAUAACUUAUAAAUAUAAUUGUGUUUGCACUGUUAUGUUAAAACUUGAAUAAUCAAUUCUGGAGAUCAAAUGUUGAAGUGUUGUAAAGUUGUCCGAGCGGAUAUAAAACAGAAAUUUGGAAGUAUUAUUGACAGGGAGUCUUGAAAAUUGAAAAUGCCUAUUUAACCAUCUGAACACCUUUGACUGAAACAUCGUUCAACUGAUUUGUUGAUAUUACUCUGAUUUCUCCGACACAAAUGAUUGCUUUUUUUUUAAGGCAACGGGGAGUAUUUUCGCAAAAUAUAGGGGUCUCUUAUGGAAAAAGAAAUCACCAACGUUUAAUAAUAUCUCGAUAAAUUUAGCUAAAAUUCAUUUCAUUUUUGUUUUUUUGUUAUCAUAAUACGAUGUUUUUUGAAAAUAAUUUUUUUUCAGGGAGCUCAUAUAGCAAAAGUUUUGCUAAAAAUUCCUCAUUUUGAUUGUCUUUUGCUGUUGUUAAACUUGAAUCAACCCUAUUUUUGAUUUAAAUUCCAUAUUUCUGCUAGCCAACUAUCCGAUCUUAUUAAGUUCACAUGUUUAAACCUUGUUCUAUUUUGUGCUAAAAAAAACCAUUUUUACCACAGUAUUUUGCAGUUAUUGAUCCUUAGGGUGAUGAUACACGAUCCAAUUAAUCAAAUUCGAUUUAUCGAAAUUAUAUUGAGCAUUAAAAUAAAAUCUAAACUUGACAGGUGAUACACAAGAACAGAUUUUUGAUAUUUUCCUUUCGAUAAAAUGUCUUAGAGCGAAGACAGAGUUGGACUCGCUGCUGUUGGAGUUAUUAUUUCGGCAAAUAAAAAUUUAACAAAACGUUAGAAACCGUCGUAUGUGGACGAAAAGACCUGGCUGGAGAAAAGACUCAAUUUUAGAGUGUGUUAUAUGUUAUUAAACGAAUUUCUGUUAGAGGGAGAUUAUUUCAAAUUUUCUUUGAAUGUCUUCUGUAAUAAGCUACAGAGCGCUUCUUCCAACAUCCAUUCACUGAUAUCUUUUUUUGAAGACAUGAUGUUUUUAAGCGUCCUCUAGUAAUGUCUAUUUUUUAUAUAGAAACUCCACUUUUCUAAAAGCACAUUUGAUGUACAGAUUUUAAGCAUUUUAAUUCGUUAAAAGAACCUCUAUUAUUCUUAUUACUAUUAUUUACACAGGAUAGAUUCAGUUUCUAUAGGAACUGUUAUCAAUAAGAGUCCUGCGAAGGGAGUCCUACUGCAUUUAAAGCUCCCAUUUGAGCUACAGAAGGCAUGAAAGCACAACACCCGCUAAACUCAACAACCGCCUAAGAUAUCAAUCCUAUUCUCAUGCUGAGCAUUCAGCAAAAAGGAUCGAAUUACACUCGGUCGGGGUUUGAACCCAAGACCUUCCGCACUGGAGGCGAACGCUCUACCACAAGGCCACCAGUCGGUUUUCAUAUUGACGAUAACGAUUGGAGGUCACGCAUUUCGAUUAAUCGAAAAAGUUAAACCGCUAGGGUUAGGGUCUGACGGUUUAAAAAUCGAAUUCGACAAAUAUUAACAUGGCGAAAGCACAUGAUUUUUACAUGAUACACGAUCCAAUUUGUCAAAUUCAACAAAUCGAAUUCGAUUAAUCGAAUCGUGUAUCACUGUCUUAAGUCACGCAUAUUUUGAAAUCUUACUUACAGUAGUUGUCGAUCCAGUUUACUAA
This is a messenger RNA of Hydractinia symbiolongicarpus, 5114 nucleotides long. RefSeq lists its product as uncharacterized. The record is from RefSeq and is a predicted model, not a curated record. The coding region runs from base 22 to 2049 and encodes 675 amino acids. The transcript has 10 exons. NCBI's taxonomy places the organism in Eukaryota, Metazoa, Cnidaria, Hydrozoa, Anthoathecata, Hydractiniidae.